Chanos chanos (milkfish) is the source of this 876-nucleotide messenger RNA. Its product is annotated as hemicentin-1-like. NCBI's taxonomy places the organism in Eukaryota, Metazoa, Chordata, Actinopteri, Gonorynchiformes, Chanidae. Gene Ontology annotation, biological process: cell adhesion. The record is from RefSeq and is a predicted model, not a curated record. Bases 1 to 876 code for a protein of 291 amino acids. The transcript has 5 exons. Gene Ontology annotation, molecular function: integrin binding.
AUGCUCCGCGCAGGUGACAGUUGUUCUCUGGAGCUGAGACCCUCCAGAGUGGUGGUGGGGUAUGGAGAGCCGGUGUCGGUCAGCUGUGUGGCCUCCCGCCCGGUGCGCGUGCUGGGCUGGGAGUCGGCCAUCAGUGCAUCGCACACGCAGCACGACCUCUCCGUCCAGUGGAAAGUGGAUAGUCUGAUCGACUGGAUUGAAGAACCGAUCUGUUACGGUGUUUUUUUCACUGCGCCCAGACAGUGCGAGGAGAAACUCAACCUCAUUUUAUACAAGGUUCCCGAUGGUGUCUCCAUCAGUUUAGUGAACCACACGAGUCCUAUGGUGGAAGGCAGAGAAUAUCAGCUGCAGUGUGAAGUGCAGAACAUUGCGCCUGUUCAGUACUUAACCCUUCGAUGGUACAGAGGACAGACAGAGGUUUACACUCACACCUUUUCUGACCUGUCACCCGCCACUCCAGUCGAAGUGUCCUCCACCCUCAUUAUUGUACCAAACAGGACAGACCAUGGAGGCCAGUACAAGUGUGUGGCAGAGCUGGAACUGGGAGCAGAAGGGCCUCAGCCGUCACCUAAAAUCUCAUCAGAUCCCCUCAACAUUACUAUACACUACCCUCCAUCCUUUCUCAAUCCAGAAGACGAGGUUUUGGAACUAACGGAAGGAGAGGAAAUCUCAUUAAACUGCACGGCGGUAGGAAACCCCCCUCCCUUGUAUACCUGGAGCUCUUCAGAUUUGACCAGGAAGGUCAUAGAACAGCCAGUCCUGACAUCUUCCUCCCUAAGUACAGGGAACUACAUUUGUACAGCCUCUAACCUGCUGGGUAAAAGGAGUAAGCAGUUCAUUAUCAAGGCCAUCCCUAGAGUGGGAGAGUUUCCUUGA